UUCUUGCAACACAUUCAACUUAUGAUUUCAUUUCCAAAAUGCGGGUGAUCUCUGCUCAGCCAGAAGGGGCGAUCAGCUAGCACUGGCGCCAUGGCGGACGAGACUUCGAACAAACAAGGGGAAUGGCGGCAUUGACAGCGACAUGCUCAAGAGUCAAGACCACAACGUUCAUGUCUCUUUCAGGCUCAGAGCUUGAGGGUGCUGACAAGGAUUUGGAAUUCUCCCCAGGUUUCCUUGGUUUGGCCUUUCUGAUCUAGCAGGUUCUGUAGAUUCAUACCCAGCUUUCCAGCAAGGAGACCGUAACUCAAAAGAUCUACUUGAUAGCAGUCAUUCUGAGAAUUGCACUGCCGGAGAAGCUUGAGAUCUGGAACAGCUUUUAUGCCAGCUGGGUUUGAGUAGGCGUCCACUUACUUGGAGGGUUUGGCAUCAUGGUGGCCACCGGUGUAGGCAUCCUGGCGGGGUUCUGUGCUGGCAUUGCAGAGAUUCUGAUUGGCCACCCCUUCGACACCGUCAAGACCCGCCUCCAAACACAGUCCCGCGGCGCCGAGCUCGGCCCCUCUCCUUUCCGUGGCCCUUUCCACUGCGCCGUCUCUAGCAUCCGCUCCGAGGGGCUCGCCGGGCUCUACCGGGGUCUCGCCGCCCCCCUCUUCCAAAGUGCGAUUGGCGUGGCGCUCCUUUUCGGGGCCAUGGAAACGCUGCGGGGGGCGCUCGGGGCCAGCCUAAAAGCGCCCCACAUGCUGAUUGUCGCGUGCUGCAUCAUUGGCUUCUGCGAGAGUUUGCUGUACUGCCCCCUGGAUCACAUCAAGACGAGGUUGCAAGUGUCGAGGGGGGGACGGCGGGGGCCGCGGACGGGGGUGCUGAAAGAGGCGCAGCUGGGGGGUGGGGCGAUGGAAGGGCAGCUGGCGGCGGUGCAGAGGUGCGGGCGGGAAAUCGUGCAACACAAGGGGUGGCUAGGGCUUUACCAGGGGUGGCCGCUGCAGCUUGGGAAAGAGUGCACCGGUAACAUUGCGCUCUUUGCGACCUACGACCUGGUUCUACUUCUGCUCACGGGGAGCACGGAGGUGCCGCACGGGCCGCGCGUGGGGGGAAGGAUGCACGGGCACAUGCCAGCUGGCAGCGAGUGGUUGGCCGUGCUGCCGGCGGGCAGCCUGGCGGGCAUGGCGUAUUUUGCGGCGAGCUUUCCCUUCGACACGGUGAAGAGCAAGGUCCAGACGGAUUCACUGGUGCAGCCUCGAUACAAGAACUCGCUGCACUGCUUCCAACGGACGUUGCGGGAAAAGGGGGGCUGGAAGGAGCUCUACAAGGGGCUGUCUUUGUGCCUGCUACGAGCAAUUCCGGGAAGUGCGGUCCAGUUUAUAGUCUUCGAAGUGGUCUGUGGAUUCCUGAUGACGCUGAAAGAGAUGGAGACGCUGAGACCAAACAACAUGGAUGAUCACCUGAAUGCUCUUCACAUGAUGUACUGAUAAGCUGAUCCUUUGGUGUUCUGGUGUCAGUUGUUGGCAAUCCGAUCGGGUCCGACCGAUCAAUCAGAUUGCGGAUUUCAAUCUGACCGUUCUGAAACUGGGGCCUA
This is a messenger RNA of Klebsormidium nitens, 1570 nucleotides long. NCBI's taxonomy places the organism in Eukaryota, Viridiplantae, Streptophyta, Klebsormidiophyceae, Klebsormidiales, Klebsormidiaceae. The record is from the annotation of a GenBank genome assembly.